AUGAACAAGCUGCUCGCGGUGACGUUACUGUCUUUCGUGGUCGGUGCGCUGGCCAACUACCCACCUCCGCCCAAGUACGAGGCACCCCAGAAAUACGGCGGAGGUGGUGGAGGAUACGGGGCUCCUCAGGUGCACACAUACGAGGCGAAAGCCCCCACGGUGAAGUGUGGAUCUAGUUUGCUGGUUGGAUGUGCACCCAGCAUCUCCAAGGUGCCCUGCAUCCCGGAGAAAGGCGGAUACGGUGGUGAGAAGGGUGGAUACGGUGGCGGAAAGGGUGGAUACGGUGGCGGUGGAAAAGGCGGAUAUCGGUCUCACAUGGAUCACGAAGAAUCGAUGGAUCAGUUUGAGGAGUAG
Messenger RNA from Toxorhynchites rutilus septentrionalis, 354 nucleotides. Its product is annotated as vitelline membrane protein 15a-2-like. Bases 1 to 354 code for a protein of 117 amino acids. The record is from RefSeq and is a predicted model, not a curated record. NCBI's taxonomy places the organism in Eukaryota, Metazoa, Arthropoda, Insecta, Diptera, Culicidae. The transcript has a single exon.